Vespa velutina is the source of this 1704-nucleotide messenger RNA. RefSeq names its product tyrosine aminotransferase (gene Tat). Lineage: Eukaryota; Metazoa; Arthropoda; Insecta; Hymenoptera; Vespidae. Gene Ontology annotation, molecular function: pyridoxal phosphate binding; L-tyrosine:2-oxoglutarate transaminase activity. The coding region runs from base 206 to 1540 and encodes 444 amino acids. Gene Ontology annotation, biological process: biosynthetic process; aromatic amino acid metabolic process. The record is from RefSeq and is a predicted model, not a curated record. The transcript is spliced from 11 exons.
AUGCGUUGAUCUUCACUCAGUAAUCGAAGAACUGUUGAACAUUGAGAUCAUCCAAUUCGUUCAAAAAUUUUUCUUUUAUUUUUUUCUUGGAUUGCAACAACUUGUUGUUGAAAUUAAUCGCUUUUCGCUUAAACCUUUUCUCACUUUUUUUAAAUAAAUAAAUUCUAUUCAAAUAAAAAUAAAUAAGGUACGACGAUCGAACAAAAUGUCUGGUUUAAAUUCGCGGGAGCGUUGGGAAGUUCAAGCGUCCCAUAUUGCCAAGCAAACACACAAUCCUAUAAGAUCUAUCGUGGAUAACAUCGUUGUCGAACCAAAUCCUAACAAGAGAAUGAUCGCUUUGUCGAUCGGUGAUCCAACGACGUUUGGAAACUUGAAACCAGCAAAGGAAGUAAUCGAAGCUGUUCAAGAAAGUAUUGCUUCUCAAAUGUACAACGGUUAUGCACCAAGUACAGGUUAUGAAAAAGCAAGAGAAGCCGUAGCCGAGUACAGUUCUUCCGAUUUUGUUAAGGUAGAAGCCAAGGAUGUGAUCCUGUGCAGUGGUUGCUCUUGCGCUCUCGAUCUCUGCAUCACUGCACUAGCACGAGAAGGACAGAACAUUCUAAUUCCACGUCCCGGUUUUUCUAUUUAUCGAACGUUAGCGGAAGGUCUGGGAAUUGUGGUGAAGACUUACAAUCUUUGCCCGGAACGCAGUUGGGAAAUCGAUCUCGAUGACCUGGAGACGAAGAUCGACGAAUCUACAGCAGCGAUAGUUAUAAACAAUCCCUCGAAUCCAUGCGGUUCUGUGUUCAGCCGCAACCAUAUUCUCGAUAUUCUGAAUAUUGCUGCACGUUACUACGUGCCUAUUAUCGCAGACGAAAUUUACGAACAUAUGGUUUUCCCUGGACGGACUUUUCACUCGUUAGCUACUCUUUCGAGCGAAGUUCCUAUUUUAUUGUGUAGCGGUCUUGGGAAGAGGUUUUUGGUACCAGGCUGGCGUAUGGGAUGGAUUAUCAUUCACGACAAACAAAACGUUCUCGAGGGAGAGAUUCGCAAGGGUUUGCAAUGUUUGAGUCAGAGAAUUAUCGGUAGCAAUACACUUAUACAGGGUGCCUUACCCGCCAUAUUGCGAAAUACGCCCGAAAAGUUUUUCGACGACGUGAUGCGUACCUUGCACAUUCAUUCGAAACUGUGUUAUAAUUGUAUAGCGAAGAUACCUGGCUUGAAACCGAUAAUGCCAGACGGUGCGAUGUAUAUGAUGGUUUCUAUAGACUUACCCUGCUUUCCUGAGUUUAAUUCUGAUCUUGAAUUUGUACAACGUUUGCUUAUGGAGGAGUCUGUUUUUUGUUUGCCAGGUCAGUGUUUCGAUUAUCCUUCUUACAUGAGAUUGGUAAUUACUAUACCCCAAGAUAUGCUCGAAGAAGCGUGUCAGAGAAUUCAAGAGUUUUGUUGUAGACACCAUUACAAAACGGCAAAAAUCAAUAGGAAAAAUCAUUUGAUUGAAAAUUUAAGUGAAGGUUUUCUACUGACGAAUGGGGCCAAAGGAAAUUGUGAGAACCUUUGAUAGUUUAUUCAUAACGUUUACUCAUGGAAUAUUGUACUUACGUAUUAUCCUUUUUCGUCCAUCAAAAUCAGCCUUUAAAAAUUGUACGAAUAAGAAACGAAGGAGCCAUCGUUUGUGUAUAUUUUAAGCAUCGAAAUACAUUUAUAAUAAUUUUUAAUUUUAAA